AUGACUCCGGACUUCUUUAUGCCAGCUUGCGAAGCGCUUGUUCUAAGUGUAUAUGUGCUUGCAGCUACCAAUCGAGUUGAUCUGAUUGAUCAUGCCUUAUUGCGGCCGGGGCGUUUCGACUAUGUUGUAAAAUGUGGAUUACCCAACAAGGAGAGCCGAAAAACAAUUCUGAACGUAUGUUGUCGCGAGAUGUGUUUGGAAGAAGACGCAGAUUUGGAGGCAGUAGCAAUGAAAACAGAUGGCUGGACAGGUGCCGAUUUGAAAGGAUUGAUAACAAAUGCGCAACUGAUCGCAUACAGGCGGACACAAGGAGCAGUUGAUGGCGCGUAUAUGGAUUUCGAUGAAAAUGCAACAUUUUCUGUCAGUCAGGCGGAUCUUUUAAGCGCACUGGAAGAGUCACAACCGCAGCGACGCAGUUCUUCUGGUUCAAAACGAACAACUCGUGCACCAGCGGGAAUGCUCGCCACGCUGGCUUAG
Molecule: messenger RNA, 477 nt
Organism: Gongylonema pulchrum
Lineage: Eukaryota; Metazoa; Nematoda; Chromadorea; Rhabditida; Gongylonematidae
Source: the annotation of a GenBank genome assembly